Molecule: messenger RNA, 786 nt
Organism: Folsomia candida
Lineage: Eukaryota; Metazoa; Arthropoda; Collembola; Entomobryomorpha; Isotomidae
Exons: 2
Coding region: 341-694 (117 amino acids)
Source: RefSeq, a predicted model, not a curated record
AGAAAGUUUAAAAUAUCCGGGGUUUUACACAUACAUAUGUACAAACAUACAUAUACUUAUUUAUAUACAUAUACUUGCAUAUUGUGAAAAAAAUAUUUGGGGCACAUACAUACUUAAACUUUAAAUAAGUAAUCACUGCAUUUUCCCAUAAUUUCUUGGAGGACAGUACGUUAAAGUGUCUCCAAUCGGGUGGAAUUACAACGACGGAACAAAAACUAGAUGACUUGAUUCUUUACUACCCGUGACCAUUAAAAAGUAUAAUAAUUGGACACGCGAAAAUUUGGAUAGUCUUGAUUCGCACUACAAAUAGGGGACCAGGCGUUAUAAAUCAUUCGUUGUAAUGGAAGCGUACUUAAUUUUUUGCUUCUGGCUGUUUGCGGCCACGAUAUUCCUGCUUGUUAAGAUUUUCUUCUCCACUCUAGAAGCACCUAAUACUCCUCAAAAUCAUACAGCACCCGUAGAAAUGACCACUAUCUGGACGAUGGAAAACGAGCAAAAAACGGCACCCGUUUCUCACAAUGUUGAAGAGAUGCCUGUGCCAUCAUAUUCCCAAGCAGUCGCCAACUUCCCUUCCGUUGAAUACGUUAAUGAAGUUGAUAACUACAAAAAUACCAAUUAUCUUCCUCCACCAAGUUACGAGGAAUCUGUAAGAAUGAGUGAUAUUGCAGCACGAGAGUUGAAGAUAUUUGCAUAGAAAUUCUGUAUAGAAAAAUUACAAAAUCUAUAAAUACAUACAUUUAUAUAAUUUUGUAUAAAAUAGAUCUGUUUUAAGUUACAUACAUAAAA